AUGUAUCUCCAUAUGACGGGGGAGUCUUUCAUCAGUCUCAUCCCACCUUCUCUAUUCCAAUCCUCAACGAAACUACUCUACAUCGCACUUGACCUCCUCUGCGCCCACACUUUGAUAGGAAUUGCCGACUCAGGGCAACCCAGGUCCUCGAGACUAUUCACAUCCCCUCGAAAAGAUACGAAGUGGGAUGGAAUGGAAAUAGGAGCUGCAUAUCUCUUCAAUCCCUUCACAAUCGCGACCUGCAUAGGGCGACCUACGAGUAUCUUUACAAAUUGUGCUAUUCUCUUCGCUAUUGCAAAUGGCGUGUCCAAUAAGCCAAUCAGCUCGAUGCUGGCAUUGAGUCUGGCCUCAUACUUCUCGAUAUAUCCAAUCCUAAUCCUGCCACCUUUAAUACUGUUGUGCUAUGAUCGACAAGCGGAAAUCGAGAAAGCGACGUCCGCUAUAAAAUCUGCUUCUACAAAUAUCGGAGCAUUCUUUGCCGGCGUUGCCUGGCUGCUCUACAUCUCGAGCGUUUUGACAGGAUCAUGGAAGUUCAUGACCUCGACUUACGGCGUGCAAUUGCUGCUUCCGGACCUGACCCCUAACGUUGGCCUAUGGUGGUACUUCUUCAUUGAGAUGUUCGACUCAUUUCGAGAAUUCUUCCUCGGUGUGUUCUGGCUACAUCUGGGGGGCUACGUUGGCGGCCUGUGCAUAAGACUACGGACGCAGCCUCUCUUCGUGAUCACGACUAUGCUGGGUUUAAUUGCAGUAUUCAAGCCGUAUCCAAGUCUCUCAGAUACAUCUCUUUACUUCGCCAUGCUACCGCUCUAUCGACAUGUCUUCCCACUCAUGCGUUACACCUUCUUCGCUAUCUCUGCCCUCCUCUAUGCUACACUUCUGGGUCCAGCCUUUUACCAUCUCUGGAUAUACGCCGGUUCUGGUAAUGCCAACUUCUUCUAUGCCAUCACCCUGGUCUGGAGUCUCGCUCUCGUCCUCAUACUUGUCGACUCAUUAUUCGCUGUGCUGCGCGACGAAUGGGAGGUCGAGCGGCCGGAGAUGAAGGGUAAAGAAGUGCGGCAGAUUUAG
Molecule: messenger RNA, 1065 nt
Organism: Bacidia gigantensis
Lineage: Eukaryota; Fungi; Ascomycota; Lecanoromycetes; Lecanorales; Ramalinaceae
Exons: 3
Coding region: 1-1065 (354 amino acids)
Biological process (GO): protein localization to cell surface; attachment of GPI anchor to protein
Cellular component (GO): membrane; GPI-anchor transamidase complex
Source: RefSeq, a predicted model, not a curated record